ACUUGUGACAUCGGUUCGCCAUCCCCCGACAAUAAACAGCACAACUGAAAACGGAAACGUUUUCUUUCGACCAUAACCUCGUAGAUAUUUAAACAUCCCGAAAUUCCAAAUUCAUUUCCCUUCCGGGCUUAAAGAGGGAGAGCCGUGGCAAUGAAGAAGUUCUCGAUCUCAAUACUCAUAACAAUCUCACUCCUCCCCUUUCUCUGUUCUUCGUUCUCACCGGAAUCCCCAACCGAUCGCCGGAUUUUAGUCUUGCUUGAUGACUUUUCUCUCAAAUCCUCCCACUCCAUUUUCUUCAACUCACUCAAGUCUCGGGGAUUCGACCUCGAUUUCAAGCUUGCCGAUGAUCCCAAGCUUGCGCUUCAGAGAUAUGGCCAGUACUUGUAUGAUGGCUUGGUUCUCUUCUCUCCUGCUGCUGAGAGAUUUGGAGGUGCAUUGGAUUUAACGGCUGUGCUUGACUUCGUCGACUCGGGACAUGACUUGGUUGUAGCCGCUGAUGCUUCUGCAUCUGAUUUGAUUAAGAGCAUCGCCACAGAAUGUGGAGUUGAUUUUGAUGAGGAUCCAUCGGCUAUGGUCAUCGAUCACAAAAACUAUGCGGUCUCAGAGAUCGAAGGUGAUCAUACGUUGAUUGCUGCAGAUGUUUUCAUUCAAUCUGAUGCUAUACUGGGAAAAACUGAAAUUGAGGCCCCUGUACUUUUUAAAGGUGUUGCUCAUUCUAUAAAUGCAGCCAAUCGCCUGGCCUUGAAAGUCCUUUCAGCUUCUUCUUCAGCAUAUUCAGCCAAUCCUAGUUCCAAGUUAUCAAGUCCUCCGUCACUCACUGGAGCUACCAUCUCAUUAGUUUCAGUAGUGCAGGCCAGAAACAAUGCUCGAAUUAUGAUUACAGGCUCCAUAGAUAUGUUUAGUAACCGGUUUUUCAGAUCAGGUGUGCAGAAUGCUGAGAGCACAAUAAAAUAUGAGAAAUCUGGUAAUGAGCAGUUUGUGACUGAACUUACCAAAUGGAUCUUCCAUGAAAGAGGUCAUCUGAAGGCUGUUAAUGUUAGGCAUCACAAAGUUGGGGAAACUGAUGAACCUGCAAUGUAUAGGAUCAAAGAUGAUCUGGAAUUUUAUAUUGAGAUAUAUGAAUGGUCUGGAAAGAGCUGGGAACCAUAUGUCGCCAAUGAUGUUCAGGUUCAGUUCUACAUGAUGAGCCCUUAUGUGUUGAAAACCCUAUCAACCGACGAUAAGGGUCUGUAUCAUACAACAUUCAAGGUGCCUGAUGUGUAUGGAGUUUUCCAGUUUAAGGUCGAGUAUCAGAGGCUUGGAUAUGCGAGCUUGUCUCUUUCCAAACAGAUUCCAGUUCGGCCCUUCAGACACAAUGAAUAUGAGAGAUUUAUAACAACUGCCUUUCCCUAUUAUGGAGCUUCUUUUGCUACGAUGGCUGGCUUCUUUGUCUUCAGUUUUGUUUACUUGUACAGUAAGUGAAGUCCUACCAUUAAGAGGAUUGAAUUAUGUUGGGAUGAUUAAUGUUUCUUUCAAGCCUUUAGGAGAGAAAAAAUUGAGGGCUCCUUUUGCAAAAUUUUCUUCACAAAUUUAUUACAUGAAACAGAAUUAGGGUAUAACAUUAAUGUACUGAAGUAUGUAGCAUCAGUUUCAGCUCUCAUUCUGCCUUGUCGCUGGUUAGUAGUAUUAGGAGAGCUGGAUUCCAGUUUAGUAGGGUCUAUUUGAGGUCGGGUCCAAUCAGUGGAUUGCUGUGACAAGAUUAUAUCUUCUAAAUUUUUCGGAAAUUUGUAAGUAUGAUUUAGUUUCUGGUAUUGCCGGUUAUUAACCA
Manihot esculenta (cassava) is the source of this 1807-nucleotide messenger RNA. Its product is annotated as dolichyl-diphosphooligosaccharide--protein glycosyltransferase 48 kDa subunit. Bases 151 to 1461 code for a protein of 436 amino acids. The transcript has 13 exons. The record is from RefSeq and is a predicted model, not a curated record. Lineage: Eukaryota; Viridiplantae; Streptophyta; Magnoliopsida; Malpighiales; Euphorbiaceae. Gene Ontology annotation, cellular component: endoplasmic reticulum membrane; oligosaccharyltransferase complex.